AUGUUUCACUUAAAUAAGACAAAUAUGAGUUGUUUAAUUCUGAAAGGUUUAUAGUAUUGUACCAGCCACUUCCGCACUAGCCAAGUUGUUGCUGGGAGCUCAUGGAGUGCCCGGUGUUUCGGUUUAACGAGCGACCGUGUUAACUGGCGACUCUCAGGCGAAUGCGUCUGAAGUGUCGUAGGUAUGGCAGAGACGGUUAAUGUUGCAGAAUAUUUUUGGUCAUGACAGCUGUUGUAAACAAUUAAGACACGUGGCUGUCCUCAUAAAAUGUGUUUGUUUAGGUUUUAAUUAACAGGCGCCCCGGGCUGAGAGUCACCAGUUAACACGGUCACUCGUUGAGCCGAAACACCGGUUUUAGUCCGCUAUUGUGUUAGGUGAAACACAGCUAAAUGUUUAGCAGCAAUCACCACAGUAACACAGCGGAGCACAAGACGCUUUCUGUAGUAGUAACAUUGCCUUUUUAAAUCACUGAUCUGAGCAUGGCAUCAGACGGAUUAGAAAUGCGAGAGGACCAGAGAGAUGAUGGGACACCUUUGACAGCGCAAGACCCCCUAAAACCCACAGCAGAAUCAACAGAAGGGGAUGCGGAUGGAGUCGACGUUUGCCAGUUUUUCCUGAUGGGAAAGUGUCGUUUUGGCGACCGAUGUCGUUCGUCUCACAGUGACCCUUCAGUCGAUGAUUCAGGGGCUGUAUCUCCGGACCAGGAUGACAAACGGGAUCAGGAAAAGGUGGAGAAACACAAGAAGAAACAAGGCAAACCAUCAAAGCCAAAAUAUGAGGCAAUAGAAGUGAACAAAAAGCCUCGCAUGCGUACAGCAGAUGAUGUUAUCUCUCGCAUCCUGUGGGACCCAUCAGUGGAUGCUUCGGAAUUUGUGGUGGGGUAUGUGGAUCGCUUCCUCGGUGUGCUGGAGCGUCCCUUCAACGACUUCAACUGGGAUGCCAACCCCUGCGACUGUGACUACACUACUGAGCUGGCCCUGCCCAGACACAGGAUCCAGUACUUCACCUACAGAGGGCACCGCGUCUGGGACCGCCACAGCAGGACCGACAGGGUGUUUGGCUCCACCGGUCAAUCUCUGGCUCCCCCCUUUGGAGGGGAGGAAGAAGUAAAGGGAAUAAACACAGAAGACCAAGAGCAACACCAAGACCUAAAGACAACAGAUGAGCAGUCACCAGCUGUCCGUGGGCCGGAAGAGAGUGAAACAGAGGAGAGUACUCAUACCGAGAGCACACAUCUGGAGGAAGAUGAGCUGAGAGAGAUGAGUACUCACAUCCCGGAUUCAACGCAACCGGCUCCGAAGUGUAGCGGAAACACUUGUCAGGGUCAACAGGAAUCACGAGGAGCAUGUGUCACAGAGGAGGCUGCAGUUAGACUUGAGGCUUCAGCAGAUCAGAAAGAGGAAGCGAGCAUAAAAGAGGAGGCUAAUGAAGACCAUGAGUGGCAAGAAAGCUGGGAAGGCAAUGAAGAUUUGAGUUGUCUCAGAGCCCUGAACAUCAGCCAGAAUCCAUCAGUGCCUGCGGAGCAGAGAGAGGAGAAGCGUGGCGGUCGGCCCGCUAAGAAACGACCCACGCACUUCAUCACCUUCAGGGCCAACACUCCUUCUAUCCUCUCUUGUUUCCAGCAGCUGCAGGAGGAGAUCACCUCCCUUCUACCCUCCUCUGCCCCCCACUGGCAGACUUCCUCCAGCCUUCACGUCACCAUGUGCCUCCUGGUGCUGCCCGGCCCAGCGGAGGUAGCCGCAGCUGUGGAGAUCCUUCGACGGUUUGCCCGCUUGGAUCGUAGUCCCCCGGUGGCUCUGACCUUCCCUGUGAAACUGAAACAUUUCAAUGGGAGGGUGUUGUACCUGAGCCCCCAGCCUCAGCUUCACCUCCAGCAGCUCAACAACGGCCUGCAGGAGGCCUACAGGAAGGAGGGCUGGCUCCACAGGGACUCCUACAACCCACGCUACCACCUCACAUUGGCCAAGGUAGCGGGCGCAGAGGCAGAAAGGAUGUUUGGCGGGGUGGCGGACCUAAAGGUGGGGAAGGGUUUAAACUUUGGCCGUCUGCCGGUAAACACCUUACACCUUUGUGCCAUGGGAGUCUCCAAAGUAGACGGUUUUUAUGAGACCGUGUGCACGGUCACUCUUCGAUAAGUUGUUUCACGGGCACACACUACAUACAUGCAUGUUAAUUCAUGAAAGAUAUAACUGAGUGCAAUACCUCUGACAUUUGCACUAGCCAUGUGGCCUUUUCAAUCAAAGCUGAUGUUGGUUUUAUACAUUUUUAAUUAAUAUAAUUCAGAUUAGAUUUUACUUUUUAAAGUUUAUGAAAGACUUUUUAAUAGGAAGGCCAUUACACUAAAUGUCAUGUUGAUAUUUUAAGAGAAACAAAUGAAGACUACACAGAAUAAUAAUACAAGAAAUUCAUAAUACAAGCUGAUGCAUUACAUCUAGAACUAAAAGCAGGGCAAUGUACACUUUUAUACUUGAACCAGCUUUUAUACUUUUCAUGUUAGGAUGUAAUAUAACAUGAGUCUUCUUCUUCUUCUGUAAUUACACUACAAAUCAAACUUGACAUCUAUCAAAAUUUGAUCUAAAAUGAUUAGUUGAUUAGGGUGAUUCGUAGCUCUCUGGCUGGGGCCUUUCUGUGUAGAGUUUGCAUGUUCUCCCCUGUGUCUGCGUGGGUUCUCUCCGGCUUCCUCCCACAGUCCAAAGACAUGCGAUUAACAGGUUAAUUGGUGACUCUUAAUUGUCCAUAGGUGUGAAAGUGAGUGUGAAUGGUUGUUUGUCUCUAUGUGCCUUGUGAUUAACUGGCGACUUGUUGAGGGUGUACCCCGCCUCUCGCCCAAAGUCAGCUGGGAUAGGCUCCAGUCGCUUGCGGUUACAGAAAAUGGUCUUAUUUGUUAAAUUUAAUUUGUAAUUACACUUCGAAUCAAACAAUAGACCUUUUUUCACAGGAGCCAUUUUGACAUGAAAUAGUAGGAUAAACACAGGUGUUACCAGUUGUUAAAAAAUUAAGGUCCCAUUCCAUUCAGGUCAAACAGAGUCGGGUUGCUUAGUCAUCCGUUGGUCGACUAGCAGAAAAUUAAUUGGAAACUGUUUUGAUAAUUGCUUUUUUUGACGUCAAACAAAAAUGCCACACUGAGCAUCAGC
Messenger RNA from Larimichthys crocea (large yellow croaker), 3134 nucleotides. It is a transcript of the gene leng9, whose product is annotated as leukocyte receptor cluster (LRC) member 9. Gene Ontology annotation, molecular function: metal ion binding. The record is from RefSeq and is a predicted model, not a curated record. The transcript has 7 exons. Bases 480 to 2135 code for a protein of 551 amino acids. Lineage: Eukaryota; Metazoa; Chordata; Actinopteri; Sciaenidae.